UUGGUUUAGUUGCCACGAACAGGUCGUCAACUUGUUCAUGCUGUUGCCAUUCCUUCUCCUGUUUUUCUGUCAUUCUGGACUCUGCUUUCUCCAGAGUUUCAUUCCUCCCAUGUGUGCACCACAAACCCCAGACAACAGCAGCCGCAGAGCAUCCGUGGGACAGCCAGCGCUCUGAAUGCAAAAAGAUGCCCCAUACUUUCAGCUCCUUCCCUACGGAGACUCUCAUCUCAAGGCCCUUGUCCGCGGACAGGGUCUCGACCAGCGCUCGUUCUAUGGAGCCCUACAGCGGGGACGGCUUCCUCUCCAUCGUGGGUAACAUCAGUAAUGUCAGCCUGGGAGUCGCCCCCCGCUGCACGUACAAGGAGGACUUUAAGCGGGUUUUGCUCCCCGCCGUGUACAGCAUCGUCUUCGUUGUGGCCAUCCCUCUCAAUGCCACCGUCAUCCUGAAGAUAUGGAGGACCAGGCCCAAUCUGUCCAGGAACAACAUCUACAUGCUCAACCUGGCCCUGGCUGACUUUCUGUAUGUGAUGUCGCUGCCUUUACUCAUCUACAACUACGCCAGUCACGACUACUGGCCUUUUGGAGAGUUUGCUUGUAAACUAGUCAGAUUUCAGUUCUACAGUAACCUUCACGGCAGCAUCCUGUUCCUCACCUGCAUCAGUGUGCAGCGCUAUGUGGGCAUCUGCCAUCCUCUGGCGUUUCUGUCCAUACAAGGUGGCCGGAAGAUUGCGUGGUGGAUCUGUGGUGGGGUGUGGCUCGUGGUGGCCGUCCUUUGUGCGCCGACUUUUCACUUUGCUGCCACGGGAAUCCAGCGCAACCGCACCGUGUGCUACGACCUGAGCACCCCCAAGCGCUCGGUGGACUACUACCCCUACGGCAUGGCUCUGACGUUCCUCGGCUUCUUGCUGCCUUUCGUGGGGGUGAUGGUGUGCUACUGCCGAAUGGCCCAAAUCCUCUGCCGGCCAGUGUCCUGCCAGGGGGUCUCCGUAGCGACGGGGGAGAAACGGGACAAGGCUGUGAGGAUGAUUAUUGUGGUGGCGACAGUGUUCUGCAUAAGCUUCCUGCCCUUCCACCUCACUAAGACCAUGUACCUGGCGGUGCGCACUUUGCCCGGCGCCCCUUGCGAGAUGAGAAACCUGUUCUCUAUCAUCUAUAAGAGCACCAGGCCCUUUGCCAGCAUGAACAGCUUCAUGGACCCCAUCCUGUUUUACUUCACGCAGCCACGCUACCGUCGCAGCACCAGAAAGUUCAUGCUCAGAGUCACCACCCUUAGGGACAAGGGCACCGGCGUGUGAGCAGAAAGUAGCCCAAACGGCGUGCCAGCCAUGAAGCUGGGGUCGGACAGGCUUUUAACUUCUCCGCACUGUACAUGCUCAAAAGGUUCCAACACAAAGGCUGGGAUUUUCAGAUGUGGAGGUCAUCUGUGAGAGACAUUUACACAGACAUAGCCAACAGGCUGGGUGUGAUUUACUUAGAAAAGCCAGCUGUGUGAGAUUUCUUUUCUGUGGCUGAGGUACAGUAUGCAUGCAACUAUAUUCGCACUGUCAGAUCUGGGUAUUAACACACUGUCCUGUACCUGUGAAUCCCUUAGUGUCAGACCCCACUGUGGGCUGGGUUGCUGUUUUUCUGUUACUCACUUUAUGAAUGAGUUCCUUUGAGCCUAAAUAAGCUCUUUUCCCACUUUGCUUUUUUCUUCUAUUUGAAGAUUUACAGUAAAAGGUGAAAGAAAGACUUAGAUGAAAGAAUAAUGCUGUGUUUAAGAUCAAAUCCACUAAAGCACUUAUUUGUGUAGAAUUCUCAAAGUGUUUUUUGGGUUUGUUUAUGACUGAUUACAUUAAAAAUGUUUGUGAAUAUACUUAAAAAGACUACGAAGAGAAUGGCACUUGCAGAAGUUGUGAGAAGACUGGGAAAAAAGAUGUAAACUGCAUCUUUAUAUGAAUGGAGUUUGGCAUUUUUAAUUGAAGUUCUUUUUUAUGUAUUUGAAAAUUAUUCAGACAUGUAUGUUCUCACCACUGGAUGGUGUAAGUACGUCACUGUGUGGAAACACUGCCCUGCCUUCUGUGUAACUGCUGAAGUUAAGCUGGUGUAGAUCAGGUCUUAACCUACGAAUCGUUCCCAUGGGGAAAUGGACAUUAACUGCUUGGUACCGUCUGACCAAGUCAGCCCGACGCACGAAAGUCUAAACUGUCUACUUCUUUUGAUAUUUUCUGACGGAGUAAUACUAAAUGACUUAUUUUAUGAUUUAGUGGAUCUUCACAGGUGGAGGAGAAAUGCAUCUUGCAUUGUGACGGGUCAUAUACUUGUGUAGUGCUACGUUGUCAGCUGUAAAUGUAUUGCUUUUACAUUCUCCAUACACUGUGAUAUAUUUUCUGUCUUUUCCAAACUUGGUGCAGUUGUCGUCAAGGUUAAGUGUUGCCUUUGUUGGUCCCUUUAUUUCUGUCAAGUCUUCCUCUGGAGUUUCUUUAAUGUGAUUGCUUUUUUUUCGCCUUUUCUUUUAGCACACAAACUGUGAAUCUGUGUCUCACAGCAAACUCUUGACAGAACACGCCGCGCUUGCCUUCAGAAUGAAGAAAAACUUGCACUUAAGUUUGAGCCAGUUUUGUUUUCUGUUACAAUUUAGUAUGUGCCAACAGGACAUGGUGUGAACCUGAGACAAAAUAACAUUAAACUGAGCUAAAAAUAAAACGUAACACUGUCACUGUACCAGCAGGCUUUUGGUAACAUUGGAAAUGCGCUUUAAAACACACUCAUUUGAGAUGCAUUCGUGUGUAUUUUUAUGUGAACGUGCAGGUUUUUUGCAUUCAAAAUGCUCGGAGGGUUUUGACCUGCAACAUGAGGUCGGGCCCCUUGAAAAUGUUAUGUGCCUGUCACUGGGUUUGUAUCUCAUCUAAAGUGUGCUGUGGCUACACAGUUUAGUUGUUAACAUGUGUGGGGAUGUAUCAACAUUUUCAGUGUCGGUCAGUAUUAUUUGAAGUGUAAUAUUUCUGAAACACUGUAACAGGUCAGUAUAGUGAAUAUUGUUUGAUUUUUGUUACUUGUUGAUGAAGAGAUUGUUCCUUUUCUUCCUUUUUUGUCCUGUAAGUUCUUCUGUUUUUGUGUCAGUAUGUUUUGGAUGCGAGUCAUCAUGUCAAACUUAAUCAAAACAACUAUAAAUAAAAAGCCAUACAAGCCAC
Molecule: messenger RNA, 3173 nt
Organism: Menidia menidia (Atlantic silverside)
Lineage: Eukaryota; Metazoa; Chordata; Actinopteri; Atheriniformes; Atherinopsidae
Source: the annotation of a GenBank genome assembly